Molecule: messenger RNA, 3921 nt
Organism: Panicum virgatum (switchgrass)
Lineage: Eukaryota; Viridiplantae; Streptophyta; Magnoliopsida; Poales; Poaceae
Product: rust resistance kinase Lr10-like
Exons: 6
Coding region: 2347-3801 (484 amino acids)
Biological process (GO): protein phosphorylation
Molecular function (GO): protein kinase activity; ATP binding
Source: RefSeq, a predicted model, not a curated record
GGUGAAAGCUGUUUUGGAGAGCAAUCUGAAUGGUGAAAUAGCUCCGCAUAACCUUCCACCGACCGCCGCACGCGCGUUCCGCCGCCGGUGCUGGGCCGCGGCGGCGCCGAUCUGCCCGACGACUUUGCCGUGCCGACGCACCACUGCAGCAUCUACCGUCGCGGCGCCCAUGGUGCGCCGUCGAUCCUAACCGCAUUACAAGGGGACCUUGGGGGUACCUGACCUCAUCGAUGCCGCCUUCGAGCUCCGUAAUGGAGGCAGGAAUUCUUCUCUAAGGACGGGUAAUCUUUGUCAAUAAAUCGCAGGAACAGCAGCAGCUUUCUUCAAUCGCGAGAUAUAAUGCAGCAGACACAAUCACUGAAGCAACUAAAAUCAUGGCUACUGAUGAUGUUGCUGAACAAACACAAUGAAGAAAAUCAGAAUGCUUGCCUUGUUUCUGAGCGAAAUCCACAAGGCCUCCCUCCAAUUUCGCAGUCUUGGCAAACAUUUGUUAUGUUGGGAACUGACCACCUGAACAUCGUCUUACCAAAUGCAAUGGUUACUUUUGCAGUUUCAUUAAAGAGCACCUCUCUCUCAUUCUUAAGAAUGUAAGGUAUCCAAAUAUCUUUGGAAACCACCAUGCAAUCCAAUGGAAGGACAUCCAUGGGUUGAAAAGAAGACACCAAAUACGGAAAUUCGCUUGUGUUGCUAAGGCAAGAGAUGGGGCCAACAACACGGUCCUGAUUACGUGGCCUGAACUCUGUUGAACAGCUCACUAGGGUCGCAAGAUCUCCAUAAGGUCUAUAUACAUCAGUUGAUAGAUUGGUAGAGAUGAUCUUUUGAAGAGGGCAGUUGGAGGCUGCAAGUGGGAUAACAUCAAUAAAACGGUACCUAUACUCGAUGGCAAUCACCUUGCAUAAACCAAGAUUUGGGUGAACAAGGAUGGUGUCUGCUUCCUUAGAGCAGCGUAACUUCAUUCCUGGUGCACCACAUGAUGGAGGGCUGGUUUCAAGGCGGAAUGGAAACCGGAUCUCCGGUCCACCUUCUCUGCAACUGGAUGCUGGACAGUUUUGGAAGAAGUUUUCAUCACUGCUUGCUGUGGCCAUCGUGAUUCCGUAGUUGAGAACAGAGAGCACCAGAGCUGCAGCUAAUGCUUUGCACAUUACUUGUGGUAGAACUGUUGAAGGAAGACAGAAGGGAAAGAGGUGAUGUUGUCUCUAUGAAAUUGAGUAUUUUGUUGGUUUCAGUGAAUCUGUCGUGAUGGGUCUGCCCAAUAUAUUGGUGCAAGAAUUUACUCAGCAGCUUCGUAAGAUGGAAUUUCUUGGAUAGUUCUUUCAGAGAUGCCAUACAAGUCAAAUCCUUGUCAGUAUUAUUAGCACUAUAAAACUGGAAUGGACUAGUCACCUAAGGAGGAGAAUUCACAAUUGUUUUCCCUUCUCCUGUCUCAUAUGCACUCUGAAAUUCCGCUUGCCACAUUGGACUAAGUCUCACACAAAUAACCUUUGACUAACCAUUAUAUCGACUAAACCAUAUCCUUCAUCUUGAAAACUGUAUCAACAGAAUCAUUUCGUGCUGCAGUUCACUAUCAGUACAGUACAUCAGGCUUGACUUUUCUUCUUCUUUCCUUCAAUGUACACCAAAAGUUUCUCUUUUAACCAUCACGCAACCGCAACCGUAUAAUAGGUGAAGCACUCAAGCCACAGAUAAUCUUCUUCGUUGCUCUGCUUUCCACUUUCUUCCCUGAUCUUGCCUUUGUUAAGCUUCCAUGGCUAGCUCUCGUGUGUUUCUUCUCUGUGUUGCCCUGCAAGCAUUAGCCAUGGCUUCCACACUUUCAGCCCUUCUAACGAACACUGAACUGCUAGAUGUUCAAGGGCAAAUCAUUUGCCCUUCUUCUUCCUGUGGGCUUCUCCAAGACAUUCGAUAUCCUUUCCGUAAGCGAGGUGAUCCACCUGGUUGCGGUUUUCCAGAAUAUGAGCUGGUUUGUAUUGAUAACAAGGCUAUAAUUUACAUCAACAGUGGAAAGUACUUUGUGACCAACAUCUCCUAUACUGACAAUAUAUUCUGGGUUGUUGAUGCCAAUUUGGAUAAUAGCAGUUGUCCCAUUCCUGCGAGCAAUCAUCGUCCCUAUAUAAACAGUUCAGGGACCAAUGGCAUCAUCCUGUUGGAUACUGAUACAGUUACUUGGGCUGCUUUUGUGAAUUGUUCAGAGAUGCUAAGAAGUGAUGUAAUUUCCUCGUCCACCGGUUGCUGUAGUGGUACUUACAGGCUUGUCGAUUGCCAGAGUACAAAGAAUUCUUUUGUUUAUGUCUUCACCACUACAUUCAUUCCUUGGGUUCAAUACAUCAACCUUCAUGUAAUUACUUGUCCAUGAUUCCUUUGGGCAAUCGGCAACUGAGGGCACCAUAUAAUGCAACCUUUGAAGAUGUUGCAAAAUUUAUGAGGAAUGGAUUUGCUGUUCGAUUUCCUUACCAAAAUGAAGACAUGACAUAUCGUCAGAUCAUUAAGGAAUGCAUGGACAAUUCGAUGAGUUAUUUCCAUGAUCGAAUAUCUAAUUCUAGCAUUGUGGAUCGGACGUUUACCGCCAUUUUUGGGAUCGACUGGAAGUUCUUGAAAUGUGUAAAUGAUUACUCCUACCGGACUAAAUUAUUUUGGGCCGUCCUCACCAUAAUUUCUACAAUGGACACUGUGAAGUUCAUGAUUGUACUUGCUAUGCUAUCAAGGUUUGUGUUUUCACCAUUAGCUGUAUUCACCUUCCUCACCUACAAAUACUGGAAAACAAGGAUAUCCAUUGAUGCAGUUGAGAAGUUUCUCCAAAUGCAACAAACUCUUAGCCCAACAAGAUAUGCCUAUACAGAUAUCACUGCAAUCACAGGGCACUUCAGAGAGAAGCUGGGCCAAGGAGGCUACGGGUCUGUGUACAAAGGUGCGCUUCCUGGUGAUGUUUUUGUUGCUGUCAAAAUGUUGGCCAAUUCGUUCUGCAAUGGAGACGAAUUUAUCAGUGAGGUUUCCACCAUCGGAAGUAUCCACCAUGUCAAUGUAGUGCGCCUCGUGGGGUUUUGCUCGGAGGAAAUGAGGAGGGCGCUCGUCUACGAGUACAUGCCCCGUGGAUCUCUUGAUAAGUACAUCUUCUCCUCUGAGCGAAGUUUUUCCUGGGAUAAACUCAAUGAAAUAGCUCUAGGCAUCGCCAGAGGAAUCAGUUACCUGCAUGGAGGAUGCGAUAUGCAGAUACUGCACUUCGACAUCAAGCCACACAACAUCCUUUUAGACAGUAACUUCACUCCUAAAAUUGCUGACUUUGGGCUGGCCAAACUGUACCCAAGGGACAACAGCUUUGUGCUGGUGAGCGCUGCUCGGGGAACGAUUGGGUACAUAGCUCCUGAGAUGAUAUCUCGUAACUUUGGUGUUGUUUCGUGCAAAUCAGAUGUUUACAGCUUCGGCAUGCUCUUGCUGGAGAUGGCUGGGGGGCGGAGAAACUUGGAUCAGCAUGCAGCAAGGAGAAGCCAGACAUACUACCCAGCUUGGGUGUAUAGUCAUAUAUCUCGGAAAGAGUUAGUAGGUGAGAUUUGCGAAGCUUUUGACAUCCAUGAGGUGGAGAGGAAGCUGUGCAUUGUCGGUCUAUGGUGCAUCCAGAUGAAACCUCAUGAUCGGCCGACAAUGGCUGAGGUCAUAGAGAUGCUUGAAGCUGGCGUUGAUGCCCUGCAGAUACCACCCGAGCCAUUCUUCUGUGGGUUCGAGCAGGAUUCUUCAGCCGACAGCUUCCAAUUCUCCACCUCGGAGUUGAGUGCAAUAUCAGAGUUGAGUGUUGCUGAUUCCACGAGGUGAAUCGCCAAUGUGCUAUACAAACAAGUAGCUAGAAUCUGAAAUCUGUAUUGUUUGUUGUACUCGAAUGCUGCUUGCCUCUUCAAACUUUUUUGUCGGCUUUAUAGGAUGUCUCCAGAUAGA